This is a messenger RNA of Echinostoma caproni, 612 nucleotides long. The record is from the annotation of a GenBank genome assembly. NCBI's taxonomy places the organism in Eukaryota, Metazoa, Platyhelminthes, Trematoda, Plagiorchiida, Echinostomatidae.
AUGUGCAGACCAGGGCACUGCCAUCCUGGAAAACACGAGUAUACGGCUGGAUUGUCCAUGACUUGGGAACUGUUUCACUAUGCGGUUCUGCGCACAAAUCGACAGUUCACUGCAGCUGGAGGCGGUGGUGGUGGUGGCCCCGGUCGUAUCACAUUGGCUGACUACUUGGAUAGUUUGGAUGGACCAGACGGUUCGACAAAAUUACUCAAACCAAUUCCACAGUUGGGAUCGUUUCGUCGGGUCCUCGGUCUGAGUGGGUCAGCGAACAGUGAACCUGCCCUUGCUCCGACUCUGGCCCCCGUCACUCAACAGCCCAUCACGCGUGAGGAGCAUUCGGCGUGCACCAGGCCGACAGCGACUUCAUUCACGAAUUGCACUGGGCCCUCGGAAGAGUUUUCGAAUCAAGCCAUGUUGAUAACCAACGAUUCUCUGUUGCCAGACAAAAUGACCACCGGCACACCUCACUAUUUGCCGGGAACAAACAAGUCAGCCAGUCCAUCAGCGGAUUAUCUAAUCAAGCGGCGAUUCUUUUUGCUCGAACGUCUGGUGGAGCGUUACGAGGAAUUGUUAAAACUGAUGAACGAGGAACUGCAAGUUCACAUUUUGAACUAG